CCAAUAUUCUAUAAGCUAAUCGGCUCAGGACGUUGUCUGAUAAUCUCGUUGUGGCAGCUCGGUGGCGCGGGGAGGAGCAAUGGCGUCCGUGGUACGAAGCGCGAUGAAAUCCGUCCGAGAAAAGGGUAUCGGAGGGUUCUUCCGCGAUCUCAGAGAGGAAGGAUAUUUGUCCGCUCUACUGGAUGGAAAUCUCAUGCAAACAAAGAUACACAACAUAGGUGCGAGACUUGUGGGUGUUGACAAAUUCGGCAACAAGUACUACGAGAAAUUAGGGGACACUCAAUAUGGGCGACACAGGUGGGUGGAAUAUGCUUCAAAGAACCGCUACAAUGCUUCUCAGGUUCCACCAGAGUGGCACGGUUGGCUGCAUUUUAUAACUGACCAUACGGGGGAUGAGCUGCUGUUGUUGAAGCCAAAGAGGUAUGGGGUUGAACACAGAGAGAACUUUUCUGGAGAGGGAGAUGAAUAUGUAUAUCACUCAAAAGGACAUACCCUUAAUCCCGGGCAAAGAGACUGGACAAGAUAUGAAUCCUGGCAGCCCAAGAAGGCCUGACUGCACUGCACUGCACUGAUGAGAGCUGGAAAAUAGCUCUCUUUCCCCUUUUCCCGUUGUUAUAUGAAUAAAUCUAAUGGACCCUGUCUGUUUCUAAACCCCGUGAUUCAACGAGUGCGUGGGGUUUCUGUUUUUUGUUUAAUUAUCUUUGAUGGAGCUGUAUGGGAUAUCCCCCAAUAUUAUUUGUCAUCAUGUUGUUUUCCAUAAGUGCUACCGGCUUGUUGAAGGUAAUAAUGAAGAAGUGGGCUUCGGGUAGUUGUUUAGGAUAAGCUUUGCUGGAUAUUGGGUCUCACUAACUGCCUUAGACCGGGAAUAAAGAUGCAUUCUUCUCUUGUCA
Molecule: messenger RNA, 890 nt
Organism: Andrographis paniculata
Lineage: Eukaryota; Viridiplantae; Streptophyta; Magnoliopsida; Lamiales; Acanthaceae
Product: probable NADH dehydrogenase [ubiquinone] 1 alpha subcomplex subunit 12
Exons: 5
Coding region: 80-553 (157 amino acids)
Biological process (GO): mitochondrial respiratory chain complex I assembly; response to oxidative stress
Cellular component (GO): membrane
Source: RefSeq, a predicted model, not a curated record